Molecule: messenger RNA, 4998 nt
Organism: Cydia strobilella
Lineage: Eukaryota; Metazoa; Arthropoda; Insecta; Lepidoptera; Tortricidae
Gene: Ubx
Product: homeotic protein ultrabithorax
Exons: 3
Coding region: 803-1561 (252 amino acids)
Biological process (GO): negative regulation of transcription by RNA polymerase II; anterior/posterior pattern specification
Cellular component (GO): nucleus
Molecular function (GO): DNA-binding transcription factor activity, RNA polymerase II-specific; RNA polymerase II cis-regulatory region sequence-specific DNA binding
Source: RefSeq, a predicted model, not a curated record
AGUAGUAAAGUCACUUAGAGGCUUUUGUGGAGGGUUUUUUUGCGUUUUUAAGUGUUUGGGUCGCUGUUUAGGAGAAUAAAAGUCAAAUAAACUUAAGUACCCACUUUGGUUACAGCUUCCGCUCUUAUGAUUUAUAGUGCCUCGCUCGAUACUUGUUAGUUACAACGCAAACAUUUAUUUUUAUAUCUGUUGGUGUUCUAAUAAUAAUAGGUUGCAAUCAAUAAAAGCGCUAUAGUUUUUCAAGCGGCCACGUGCGUUCAGUAGGAGUGAUAAGAAAGGUAAAAGAGAGCGUAACUGAUAAUAUUUAAUAGUCAUUAGCGAAAAGGGGACGGCGCAAUAUACGGUGUUGGUCGCGGCUCGCUCGGAAGGCAGGCGCGGCGGCGUGGCUCGCCGGCGCUUCAGUCAGUAGCUUGCGAGAGCCGGGUCGCGCCGCUACAGUGAACGCUCGCUCGCUCAAACACGGCCCGAAACUUCGCUCGCGACGCACGCCUCCCGCGUCUCGCACGCUCCAAAAUAAAGCACCGACCACGUGAUCGCGGUCGCUGUCACAACCUCUUAAAAACUCGUAAAACCCGCGGCACGCGCUACCGACUCGUAAAAUAAUCGUAAAAAGUAAACACACAUCAACUCGUUUAUCGCCGACGAGGCCCAUUAUGACGCUCGAGUGACGUAUAAGCGUAUAACGACGACAAUAAAAUUAUCGAAAAUUAAUUUCGGAUUUUAGGAGUGACAUUGGCGGAGGUCGCGUUAUCAGGGCGAUGACAUAAGUGUUUCUAACUGAGUGACGAUAGUGAUAGCGAAGAUGAACUCUUACUUUGAGCAGGGUGGUUUUUACGGGGCGCACGGAGUGCACCAGGGGGGCGGCGGCGGAGACCAGUACAGAGGGUUUCCCCUGGGGCUGACGUACGCCCAGCCGCACGGGUUGCACCAGCCGAGACCGCAAGAUUCCCCUUACGAUGCGUCAGUGGCGGCAGCAUGUAAGCUGUACGCGGGAGAGCAGCAGUACGCCAAGGCGGAUUGUUCGAAGACCGGAGGGGACCAGCAGAACGGUUACGGCGCUAAGGAGGGCUGGGGCUCGGGGCUGGGCGCGCUCGUGCGACCCGCGGCGUGCACUCCGGAGGCUCGGUACAGCGAGUCGUCGAGCCCGGGCCGCGCGCUGCCGUGGGGCAACCAGUGCUCGCUGCCGGGCGCCGCCGCGGCCGCCGCGCAACCCGUCCAGCACCAACCCACCAACCACACCUUCUACCCUUGGAUGGCCAUAGCAGGUGCGAAUGGCCUCAGAAGACGGGGUAGACAGACCUACACGAGAUAUCAAACGCUAGAAUUAGAGAAGGAGUUUCAUACGAACCACUACCUCACGCGGAGGAGACGCAUAGAAAUGGCGCACGCCCUCUGUCUCACGGAGCGACAGAUCAAAAUAUGGUUCCAGAAUCGAAGGAUGAAAUUAAAGAAAGAGAUUCAGGCUAUAAAAGAGUUAAACGAACAAGAGAAGCAAGCGCAGGCGCAGAAGGCGGCGGCGGCGGCCGCGGCCGCGGCGGCGCAGGGCCACCCCGAGCACUAGGCCGCGCCGCGCGCGCACGUGAUAUACCGCAGUCCGAACACUCCCUAGCUUUGUGUUUUGUAAAUUGUUUGUAAUUAUUUUCGUUAUCUACCUAAGUGUUGUUCGGUUGUUGUGAUUAUUUUUAUUAGUUAUUAUAAUAGACGCAAUGUUUUUCUAAUUGAUUGAGGGAACAAUAAACGGUUUAAUGCUAGACUAGAAACGGGUCGUAUUAUUUUGUGUUUCGAGUUUUGUUUUUGUUGAUUUUUUUGUAAUUAAAAUAUUUUAAUUCGCGCUACCGUCGAAGAUGAUCGCGUAUGGAAACCAGUGCAAUUUGUAGAAAUCUCUUCCGUGUUACAUAGUGUAGGUGUAUCGUAGUGCGUUCGAUAUUGCGACACUAGUGCCCCCAGCUCGGCGGAGUCUUCGAGACGAACUAUAUUAUAUUGUACAAAUAUGCCUACCAAAGAGACCCGGUCUCGUACCCUUAAAGCUAAGUAAAGAGUCGUAAGUUAAAUUAAUUACCUACCGCUAUCGUGUCGUGUCGCGUAGUGUGACGGACUCGUGUGUGACAGUAUCUCCGCGCCAUGUACCCUUCAAUACUCUCGCAUAAGUAUAGUGUAACGUGAUCGUGUUCCUGCAGUUUCAACAGUCGGUGAAAUUAAACAAAUUGCCAUAAAUAUAAGUAGGUAUUACUUAGCCAAUAGCGGUGUAAAUAGUUAGGGUUACGUCUAUAUUAAUGGAAGUGAGCAAAAAUGCGCCGGCGCCGCGGAAUGAGCAGAAAAAGCUCCGGAGAGAGUGCGGGGAGCGGCGGGGGCGAGCGGGGAGGUGCGGGGCGGGGCGCGCUGCCGGCCACCGAACAGGACCCUAGGUGGUCGUCGCGUAGAGCGUUUUCAGUGGCUUGGUAGGUGUUAGGAUACCUAAGAGGUCUCGCUUACUUCAGUUUACUUGUAACAAUACCAAAAGUAGAUGCGUCUUACUCAUGAGCUUCAUUCACUCGGCGCUCCCAACACAUUGACGUCGCGCUAUCAAGAUAUCAAACUUGACUGUCGAAUAAAUUUUUGUGCCAACCCACACGAACGCUUAGGCAAUCGACUACCGAAGAUUUAUAGUCAAAAUUUCCCGUUAGUAACGCUUACCGAGCACACUCCGCGUAUCACUAUUUCACAAAUAAAAGAACCAGUCGCGAUAUGAUCGUCGACUAUAAAUUAUAUGAAGCUCGGAUGAAAAAUACGCGGUUUGGUGUCCGCUUAUUUAUCGCUUAGCUCGACUAAUGUAUGAAUUUAUGUUAAUCCGGUGACUAUUUAAAUAGUGGCAUCUAUUAAUAUUUAAUUAAGUUUUUACGUUGCGUCAACAGUCUGAAAGCUGUGUGUAAAUCGGGCGGUCAUCUGGGUUGGGAGUGCGGGGUGAAGACGUGAGAGCGGGCCGGUAUCGGCCCGUGAUCUGCUAUCGCGUGGCAUCGCUCGGUGGCUGUUCCAUGCUAGGAUUAGGUCGGUACCCGCGUGUUCCAUUCCGUGAUAUAUUGUUCCGCAUCUCCGUAUAUAAAUCUCGAACGCCUGCUGAGGUACACGGACGCGGCCGCCGCGCCGCACCUUCCAGCUUCAAAUGGAAUUGUGUUUUUAUUUAUCAUGCGAAUCGCCCCCCUAUCACUCACCGGGAUCGCACUUUAUCUGCCAAAACUUCAAGUCGUAUCGGCUCCAACUGCUCUUUAUAGUAACUAAAUAUUAUCAUGUAUGUUAUAAUAAGAACUCUCGUUGACAAAUACCUAUUUAGUAGACUUACUCAUUUUUCGUGACUACAUCCACAAACUUUGUACUUGCCAUGAUGUAAAAUCUUAAUUCUUCUUAGGUAAAUCAAUCUUUUGUCAUUGAAACGAGGUGGGGGCAAAAUACAAAUUUUAUAUUCUAAUGUAUAUAUGCAAGUUGUUUGUAGGUAUUCGUAAGGUAAAUCUGAUGUACAACGUCUGUAUACGUUCAUAUUACACUUUAAGACAUACAGUGAUAUGUUUCAGCUUGUAAACCGUGUAAUAUAAUGAGUAUUACAUACUGGAGUGGCGAAGGAAGCAAAAUUGUGUAGGAUCGUCUUGAUCCGUCGUAAUUUAAAUCAGAUUUCUUAGCAUUUAGAUUUCUACUUUUGAUGUCUUAAAACACCGAGUAGGAUAGUGUAGUGACGAUAUCUCGUUUUGAAUCUAGUGACAAAAUAUAUGUUAUUUCUUGUAUUUAAACAGAAAACUAGUAGCGUUUUCUAAAGAAUUUAAUUUGAAAUUUGAUAGUAUCGUUCCUGCUUAUGCAGCUGUUACGGUAAAUUUAAUAAACAUUGGAAAUAAAUCCCGGAGCAGUAACCGAUAGCAUCGAUUUGUGUAAGCUGUAACGCCGUCACGCCAGACUCCUAUAUACGUAACUACAAAGGCUUUAGUAUGAAAAUUUAUUCCAUUUUAUUAGUCGAUAGCUUAAUUUAUUCUUAGAGAAAUAGUUUACCUAUAUUAGUCAGAGAAAUGACAACAAUCAAGUCUAGUUGUGCCCAGUAUACGAAUAGCUGACUAACAUAAGAUAAUAUAAUUUAUUUUAAGAUACAUUAGCUGUAAUAUUUUUGGAUUCCUAUAAACAUAUACGUAAAUCGUCUUUUUUAAUCUAGUUAUCAAGUUAAAUUAGGUUGAGGUUCUUUCACUUAUUUUACGUGUCUUCAAAGUGCCAAAUUCAUUUUAUAGCUGUCAUUGUUCAUCUUUUUACCUCUAGAAGUUCCUUUACUAUGUUAAUUAAUGAGUUUGAAUGAGGCAUUAGUAGCGUGACAUGUGUAAAUGUUUUUUUUAUCGCCGAGCAAUGAAAGAAUCCUCUCCUAAGUUUUCUUGUAUUGUUCAUCUUGUAAAUAUUUCUAUUUGUAAACUGAUUAUUUAUAAAAGUAUAUUAUUAACAUCCCCUUUGGUUUAAACUCGAAAUUUAAAUAUUUUAGCUUUGAGAGACAUCGCUUUGUGUAAUGCAUACAUUUAUUAUUCACAAAUGUAAUUUUAUAGCAUGAGUAGUUUAUGAUUUUAUGAUGUUUGUGACCUAAACAUGCUGGAAGUGUUAAUUGUUCGGAAACCCAUUGUUCAUCGCGUGUCGUAUAAAUUUCAUUUGUCAACGAUUUGUCUUUCAUUUAUUUCAUUUGAAACGUGCUCACGAAUGUUAUACGUAAAUUUGUCUUUAACAAAGCAUUUGUCAUACGUAACUAGGUAGGCCCAUUAUUGUAAUGUAAUAUAAUUAAUUAAUUAUAAAUUAGCUAUAAACGAAGAGAAAUACUUAAACCUUGAGGGGAUAGUGUAGAAAAUGAUUUAAAUGUUUGUGUUUCAUGAUUGUAAUUGUGUGAAAAGUUGUGUAAUAUCAUUAUAUUACCUAUUUACGUACAUAAACAAAAAGCGAUAUUAUAAUUUUUGUACAAUAUCGGCUAUAGUGCGAGAUUUAUCUGCAUUAAAAUUCUGUUACUGUAAA